GUGAAGGAGGGCUGAAGGCGUGAAUUGAAGCUGCGAAGGGUAGAGGCUAACUGCGAAUCGACGAAGUGCGAAGGCCGAAGGGGCAAAAGGCGUAGCAGCGGUGCAUCCUACGGCGGUGCGUGAACUCCGCUACAGCCUCCAGUUCUUCACGUCUUGAGUUCUUGUCUUCUUCAGUUGAAUUUCUUCACUUGCAAAUCUCCAAUCGGCGACUCCACUAGACCACUACUCCAGUCUCCAGCUUACAUACCAGAUUCGGCCUCAGGUGGAGCGAUUUUGAGGAAUCAAAGGGGAGAGUUGGUAUGCGCCAUUGCUUUUCCGAUUUCUGAUUCUUCGUCUUUUGAUGCGGAGCUAAUUGCUGCGAUGACGGCUACGCGAUGGGUAAUUAGUGAAGGCCAUCGGGAUUUUCAGGUUGAGAUCGAUGCUGAAGCUGCUCUUAGCUUCCUUUCAGAUGGAUUCAACGUCGCUAGGUCUGAGGAUAUUAUUUCGUUCAGGCAGCUUUGAUUCAGGAAAGGGGUCAGGUUCAGACAUAUUUUCAGGGAAGCUAGAUCUGCACCUGCAGAGAGCGCUAGACUGCUCGAUCAAAGUUUCAAUGGCGGCUUCAACAACCUCCUUCCGCACCUGCCCUCUCAACCUAUCCUCCAUCAAACCCAACACCGCCGCUAUUCUUUCUCAUUUCCCUUCUGUGAAGGUUGCUUCAUCUACCCGAAAUUAUCCCUCUCAGCCCCUAAUUUCCCAUUACACUCCUUCCCAGUUUCACGGUCUCGUCACUCCUCUCCGAUCCGCUUCCACCUCUGAUGCAUCCACUGCUUCCGCUACAUCUACCACCUUCCACGGCCUCUGCUAUGUUCUUGGAGAUAACAUCGACACUGACCAAAUCAUUCCUGCUGAAUACCUGACCCUAGUCCCUUCCAAGCAGGAGGAAUACAAAAAGCUCGGCUCAUACGCCCUAUGCGGUCUCCCAGCUUCGUACCAAACUCGAUUCAUAGAUCCUGGUGAAUACAAAUCCAAGUAUUCAAUUGUUAUUGGGGGUGAUAAUUUUGGAUGCGGGUCCUCCCGUGAACAUGCCCCUGUUGCCCUCGGCGCUGCCGGGGUUUCUGCUGUGGUUGCUGAGUCUUAUGCCCGUAUAUUCUUUCGGAACUCGGUGUCUACAGGGGAAAUAUAUCCUGUGGAAUGCGAUGUGAGGAUAUGCGAGGAGUGUAAGACUGGAGAUGUGAUAACUCUUGAGCUCGGUGAGAGUAGGUUGAUCAACCAUACUAGUGGAAAGGAAUACAAGCUGAAACCCAUUGGGGAUGCUGGCCCUGUGAUUGAUGCUGGUGGGAUUUUUGCCUACGCUAGGAAGACGGGGAUGAUCCCUACCCUUGCAUAGAAAACUCAACCAGGACUUUUGAGCGUUGUCAGCUUCCAGUUAGACUAAUGAGAGUAACUUCCAUGAUAUUCGUGUGAAGAAGUUAGCUGUUAUCCUACCCAAAGCACUUCUUGAUAUGCGUAAUAGUUGUUCCACAAAACAUUAUUGCAAGGCUAUAAUUUUCUUGCAGCAAUCGAUGAAUAUUGUCAAACUAUCAUUACAAUGUGCUAAUUUAGAUUGUGUAGUGAACAAUAAAGUGCCUUGAUUCCUAGAGCUGCAUUGUCCUAGUAUGUUGGCAAUAUGAUACGUGUUGAUGGAAGCAAAGCAGUGCGAGAAAAGAAAGGCAACAUUCUUUGUACUAUUUCCUUGUUGAAUUAGCAAUGUAAUGGUUAACUGUUUACAUUAACUGUUUACCUUAUUUGUACUAUUUCCUUGUUAUAUAGUUACUGGAUAUGUAGUUUGACAAUAGCCAAGUCAUUAAGGAUGUGAUUAUUAAGAAAAAUAGAAUUAUGUGGUU
Messenger RNA from Cuscuta europaea, 1862 nucleotides. Lineage: Eukaryota; Viridiplantae; Streptophyta; Magnoliopsida; Solanales; Convolvulaceae. The record is from the annotation of a GenBank genome assembly.